CAUCACAUUUCACUGUUGGUUGUGCUCCACCAAAGAUUAACAAAUGGGAGUGGCCUCGGUUGUACAAGCCAGGCGCUCUUUGGUCGAGCAGAGCAGAGGAAUCGGGGCCAGUCAAGGGAACGAUAAGCAGACGGGAAACCACAUUCAGAGCACGCGGCCGCUGGAACAGAGCAGUCACCCGGCGGAGGGGAUGUGAGAACAGCCAGGCACUAAACGAAACUGAGGGGCGAGAACACAGCCACUGGCCAGAAGAGAGCCGCGAUGCUCCCUGCGUGAGGCCGCUGUGUCCGGAGCCUCUGCCAUGGGAGUGAAGGAGGGACCUGGGGCUAGGGGGAGAGCCUCCGACCGGAGGCCGGCCUGGCCCAUGCUGCUGCUGCUGCUGCUGGCCGCCGUCACCACCUCCCUGUCGGCGGUGGCCCUGAGCCAGCUGCUGGCCCUCAGAGCCGACGUGGACGCCCUCAGGUCAGAGCUCUGUCGCAGGAGGGAAGAGCAGCAGGAGGGCGCGCACACGACCCAGACCUUGGAGCAGAUGGGCAGCAGGCGGGGGGGCCCGGAGCAGGCGGGGCGGUCUGAGGCUGUGGCCCCGGGGCCCAGGAAGAGGAGAGGGGCCUCUGGGGGCCCGACGGCAGACCCCGUCUCUCAGCCGUGCCUCCAGAUAAUGGCCGACAGCAGCAAGAACAUGUUUCAGAAAGAGUUUGCCGAGGUGCUGCACAGCGCCAUCCCCUGGCAGGCGGGGCUGAGACGAGGGUCGGCCCUGGAGCUGGUGGACAACCAGAUCGUGGUCAGGGAGGAGGGCUUCUACUUCGUGUACAGCCAGGCCCAGGUGUACUACGUGGACAGGACCUUCGUCAUGGGCCACGUGGUGGUCCGCAGGAAGAGCACGGUGGUGGGGGACGAGCCGCAGGAGGUGGUCCUGUUCCGCUGCAUCCAGCAGAUGAACGCCUCCAACGCCUACAACACCUGCUUCACCGGGGGCAUCGUGCGGCUGGAGGUGAACGACCUCCUGGAGGUGCUCAUCCCUCUACCUGUAGCCAACAUCUCCCUCGGCGGGGCCAACACCUUCCUGGGGGUCAUGAAGCUGGCCUGACCCCAGCUCCCUGGGGGUCAUGAAGCUGGCCUGACCCCAGCUCCCUGGGGGUCAUGAAGCUGGCCUGACCCCAGCUCCCUGGGGGUCAUGAAGCUGGCCUGACCCCAGCUCCCUGGGGGUCAUGAAGCUGGCCUGACCCCAGCUCCCUGGGGGUCAUGAAGCUGGCCUGACCCCAGCUCCCUGGGGGUCAUGAAGCUGGACUGACCCCAGAUCCCUGGGGGUCAUGAAGCUGGCCUGACCCCAGCUCCCUGGGGGUCAUGAAGCUGGCUUGACCCCAGCUCCCUGGGGGUCAUGAAGCUGGCCUGACCCCAGCUCCCUGGGGGUCAUGAAGCUGGCCUGACCCCAGCUCCCUGGGGGUCAUGAAGCUGGCCUGACCACACCCUCCACCCCUUCUCUUUGUUAGGUGAUGAACUUUGGGACUUCUGAAGAAACUCACGCCUGGAAAAAGGAUUUUCCUCCAGCGCUGUCCGCCUACAUGACAAGCAAUUCCUGCUAGAGCGUACAGACGGACCCUUUUCAAACUCGUCUCCAUGUGCUGGAUGUGAACGGCAUUAAUGUUCUGUUUUCAAAUGAAUAUACUACUGCCGUGACAUCAUAUAAGUCAUCAAUCCUAUUAAAUCACUUUGGCUCAUUUCUUAAGAAGUAUUCAAGUUCUACCAGCUGUAAGUACACUUUCACAACAGUUUUUUGGGAUCACGCAACUCUUUCUGCAACUCUUCUUUGCUCUGCUUUGUUGACACUGAUUGCUUACAGUAAUAUAUUAUAAUAUUAUAUAUAUAUAGAAUAUUUAUAACUAUGUGUAAGUGUCAGCUCUGUCUCGCUGAAAGCUAUUGUGUAUCACACGCAUUCGAUUAUCAGUGUGUAAAAGUUGACCUGAAAAAAUCACCCCUUCAAUACUGUACACAGAAACAUGAUAUGGACAUUCGUACUGAUGUGAUACCUGUUAACAGAACCUACUUUAUUUUAUUUUUUUUACAUAUUUCUUGCAUGUAAUCAUAUAUGGUGAGUGGCAAAACUGACAAAAUGAUAAAAAAAAGUGCAAAAAAUAACAAUGAAAACGGCUGCUGAAGUUCUAUAAAAAACAUAAGUCCUCCUCCAAAUAAAUACGAACUUGAAAUCUGGUUAGAAGGAGGAAAGUAAUAGGUCAGAGACUUUAACCGUGGUUUUACUUUAACUAAACCGUGUUCCGAAAUCCAUACUUCCAUGAGUACACUUAAACGAAGUACACUAUCCGCACUUACUUAGUGCGCUAAUUUUCAGAUGUCAGUGUACCAAAUCGAAUACUCCUUGGUGCACUAACCAGAAAUUACGAUCACGACUGCCGCCGCGGCUCCUCCCCCGCAAUAAAAAUCCCACUUUUAACAGUGAACUCUUUACUAGCAGCUAUAAAAAGCUAUAAAAACUACAAAAUGACUAUUAAUGCAGGCUAUGUGGAAAAUGCGCCGACUUCGGCUCAGCCUGGCUCCGCCCUCUUCCGCUACGUAGCUAAGAUGGCUGCCGUUGAGUACGAAAAGUGUACAUUGCCACACACUUGCGAUUUGACUGUUUUUAGUAGACCAUCCAGGUCCUUUCAGUACACUUAUUUUCGCCCGAUCUGAAUCGGAACGCCCUACGUACUCAUACUUAGGCUACUAAGUCGGAUACUAUGGAUAUUGGGACACGGCACUUCUUUACGUCAAUCUAUACAGGCUGCAGUCUUUGAGUUGAAAACGCGAACAAACCUGUCUUUAGAUAAUUUAAUGUAAGGAAAAGUACGUUUACUUCAUUUAAUCUAAAAGAUGUUGGGACUGCAGUGAUAAUCAACUAGCCGUCAGAGACUCCCCUGCUCGAGGGUUAAGUCAGUCCGUCGUCCUUCUAACAAAGGAACAUUGUAGCAAUACUCUCAUUCAUCAUUCAUCUCUUUAAUAUGCUUUCGGUUUCGGAGUUCUUCGGUGACCUUCAGUUGACCCACUUUCUCGAAUAAACGGAAAAUGACUUCUAGUAAUUGUCUUGCGUAGGCUGCAGACUUGGCCUCUGCGGUGUUUAUGGUCACACGCUGUUGUCCAAUAGAUUAAAUAUUUUGGACCCCCCCAUAACCCACGUGUUUAAGUUGACCCUAACCUGUUACCAGGGGCGAUUCUAGGUUCUGACUUUUUGGGGGGCUUAACCCCAGGAAGCCUCACGGGUAUUCGAAGUAUAUAAAGUCUUGUCCAAGAUUUUUUAUUCCACAACGUUUAUUUUCUUAAUUACUAUGCUGUUGUAUGUCUAAGCCAAUAGCAGGCAGUGUCAGCUAAAUAAUGCAGUUCUGAACCACUAAAGUGAUGAAAGGAAAAAAUACUGUUUGGAUGAAGGAAUAAUCAAUGGUUGUGAACUGUAAUAACAAAUUUGAGGUAUAAUUAAUUUCCUUCGUGUAAGUUUCCCUCAAAAAUUACCAUAUUUUCCCCUUUUUUUUAUUUAGACAGUUACUGAAACACAUUGGUACAACAUGUACUAGAUUAAUAAUAUGAGAAACAUACCACUAUUUCGGGAGCACUAAACUGUGUUGCCUCACUUUCAGGGACCAAUAAAAAAAUUUAAAACUUC
Gadus morhua (Atlantic cod) is the source of this 3649-nucleotide messenger RNA. RefSeq names its product TNF superfamily member 13b (gene tnfsf13b). NCBI's taxonomy places the organism in Eukaryota, Metazoa, Chordata, Actinopteri, Gadiformes, Gadidae. The coding region runs from base 302 to 1087 and encodes 261 amino acids. Gene Ontology annotation, molecular function: receptor ligand activity; tumor necrosis factor receptor binding. The transcript is spliced from 6 exons. Gene Ontology annotation, cellular component: membrane. Gene Ontology annotation, biological process: immune response; positive regulation of B cell proliferation. The record is from RefSeq and is a predicted model, not a curated record.